AUGGAUAAAUCUGAAUUGGAUAAAUUCAUAAGGAGAGUGAACACAAAAAUUCCGACUCGGAAAGAAUGGAUGGUGGAAAUUGCGACGAUCCCCAUUAAAGAUUUAAUGGACAUAGUCAACAAGACCACACUGAUCUCGAAAGACCUGAAGGAGGGGAAAAUUACCCUACAGAAAGUUUUCAUUUCAAAAAUAUCUCACGUAGUCUCUUAUAUGAAGGAUAAUCCAACGUUAAUCAAUCUUACAGAAGAAGAAAGAGAAAAGUUGAAUAAUUUGGAGUCAGAUCUUAUUAUUGUUACACCGCCAACUCCGAUGAGUGAGGGUAAAAAGAUUAGAACGUACUCUGGCACCUCCAGUGAGAGAUCAGCAUCAAGCAGAUCAACGAGGAAAACAGCGAAGGCGAAGUCGAUUGCUACUGGUGUGAACCAAGGAAAUGAUACACUUUCCACGAAUUCAAUUGACUUUAUGAAUUCAGAAGCGUUUCAGUUACCAUCAAAUCCACAAAUUCAAGAUCAAAUAGAACCAGGAGAACCUUCGGGUCAUUCGACUCCGAUAGAAACCGAGACUGUUGGUCAGAAAACGAUAAUCGAGGUUAUCAAGGAGUCAACUCAACCUGAGACAAGUGAUCAGCUUAAAGAGGUGGAAGUCGUCCCGUCAACAUCGAAAGGCAUCACGAAUGAAAAGAAGAAUAUUGAACUGCAUUUGUCAAAAGAUGAUUGCAUCUCAGAAAGCUCAGAAGAAGAACAGGAUAUACCAAGUAUUGAAGGCCUGGAGGGGUUAGACGAGGUAAUGGACUCACCGCCAAGAAACCCAUUGAAAAGAAAAUUCGGCUCGAUAGACCUGCAUAAGGAAACAAUAAAAGUAAGGUUGGAUAAAACAAGGAAGAUAAAGAAGGUAUUUCAUCGGGUUGAAGAAAAACCAAUUCCAAGUUCUUGGAAACCCUGGUCUUCAUCACUCAUGGAUCCUAUUGUUUUGGUCACUCACAUUUCGAUACCUCCAUCUAAGCUUAUGCAAGAAAUAUCUCAAGCUCUUAAAUCGAAAGCUCUAGAAGCUUUCCCAGCUAAAAUUAUAAAAGGCAGAGAUGCAAUAAGAGUUGUAUGCUCUGACCUGCAAGAUAUUCAACUGGCAAAGUCAUCGUUAUUGGCAUGGAAUUGCGAUUUGACCAUUAAAAAUCCAAGCUGUUUCGACCCGAAGAUCAAACUCACGAAAAUACCAAUGAAUAUUGAAACGGACGAACAAGCAACGGCAUUAGUGGACAGGUUAAUGAUACAAAACGGCGCUGGAGGUAAAGGAAAUUGGUCCUUCUCUAUGCGUUUUGCUUCAAAACAGUUAAAUAGAACGGACAUCAUAAUCAACGUCUCCCCUCGAAUUAGGGAUUUCGUACAAGAAAGAAGAGGAAAAUUUUUCUUCAAUUUCAAAGAGAUCACGGUCGUUGACUAUUUUCAUGUGAGCCUUUGUUAUCGUUGUUUCUCAUACGAUCACUCUGCUAAACUGUGUAAAAACCAGAUCUGUUGUCGAUACUGUUCAGGCUCUCAUGACGGUAAGACUUGCGGGGUCAAAUUCAAUAAGAACGCCUACAGAUGCGACGUUUGUAAGCGAAAGGGAAAAGAAGAAAAUCAUACUCCUUUCGAUUGGGAAUGCCCUGAGUAUCAGCGUCGACUACGACACGCAAUUCAGCUUAUUAAUUAUGAUUAUCAGUGGAUAAUGAGAGAGUGAAGUGUCAAAUUUUUCUCAUUGAAAAUCCCUGAAUAUUCAAAAAAAAAAAAAA
Panonychus citri (citrus red mite) is the source of this 1765-nucleotide messenger RNA. RefSeq lists its product as uncharacterized. Lineage: Eukaryota; Metazoa; Arthropoda; Arachnida; Trombidiformes; Tetranychidae. The record is from RefSeq and is a predicted model, not a curated record. The transcript has a single exon. Bases 1 to 1713 code for a protein of 570 amino acids.